Molecule: messenger RNA, 2075 nt
Organism: Populus trichocarpa (black cottonwood)
Lineage: Eukaryota; Viridiplantae; Streptophyta; Magnoliopsida; Malpighiales; Salicaceae
Product: 4-coumarate--CoA ligase-like 9
Exons: 6
Coding region: 109-1761 (550 amino acids)
Molecular function (GO): CoA-ligase activity
Source: RefSeq, a predicted model, not a curated record
CUCCUUCAGCCAAGACCACACAAACACAAACUGAAACUGAAACAGAAACAGAGACACAAGCAUUGAAACUCUUCUUCCUCUUCCAUUUUGCUUGUCUUCCAUAUCAAGAUGGCAAUGGAGUCAAUCAACCCAAGAACUGGUUUCUGCCAACAAACCAAAACCUUUCACAGUCUCAGACCACCGACUCCAUUUCCACCACCCCAUCAGCCUCUCUCCAUCACCCAUUUCAUCCUCUCUCUCCUCCAGUCCUCCACCGUCCCCACCACUACCACCACCUACCUCACCAUCCCCUCCACAGGCGAGUCUAUAACUUACUCUCAAGCCAUCGACCAAAUUCACUCUCUUUCUUCAUCUCUCAAGAACCACUACUCUUUAAACAACAAGGACGUUGCUUUUAUCCUCUGCCCACCUUCCCUCCACGUCCCCGUUCUUUAUUUAUCUCUUAUGUACCUCGGUGUCAUCAUCUCUCCCGCCAAUCCGCUGAGUUCAGACUCCGAAUUGGCUCACCAAUUCCAACUCUGUAAACCCAAGAUCGCCUUUGCCACCUCCCAAACUGCCCACAAGCUUCCUUCCCUCCCUCUUGGCACCAUCCUCAUUGACUCCCCCGAGUUCACCUCCUUGUUGACUCAGCCCAAACCACAAGCCAAACAACCCCGGGUUGAAGUGAGUCAGUCUGACAUUGCGGCUAUUCUUUACUCCUCAGGCACAACAGGGCGAGUCAAAGGAGUGGCAUUGACUCACCGGAACUUAAUCGCUUUAAUCUCCGGUUUUCAUCACAACAUGAAAGAACCCGAACCGAAUCAACCUGAGCAACCUCCAGUUUCUCUGUUUAUAUUGCCUUUGUUUCAUGUUUUUGGGUUCUUUAUGUCAAUAAAUGCGUUCUCAAGAGGGGAGACUUUGGUCUUGAUGGAGAGAUUUGAUUUCGUACAAAUGUUGAAACAUGUAGAAAAAUAUAGAGUUACUUACAUGCCGGUGUCGCCACCGCUUAUUGUGGCGUUUGUGAAAUCGGAUCUGACUGAGAAGUAUGAUUUGAGUUCGCUAAGAUCACUUGGCUGCGGUGGCGCACCACUAGGGAAGGAGGUUGCUGAUAAGUUUAAAGAGAAAUUUCCACACGUUGAAAUAGUACAGGGAUAUGGGUUGACUGAGACUGGAGGAGGGGCAUCAAGGACUCUAGGACCAGAAGAGACUAGCCAGCAUGCUUCUGUCGGUCGCCUGUCUGAAAAUAUGGAAGCUAAAAUUGUUGAUCCUGAAACUGGAGAGUCCUUGGGUCCUGGCCAGAGAGGGGAGCUUUGGUUGCGAGGGCCAACUGUCAUGAAAGGUUAUGUAGGAGAUGAGAAGGCAACUGCGGAAACCUUACAUCCAGAAGGUUGGUUAAAGACUGGAGAUCUUUGUUAUUUUGACUCGGACGGGUUCCUUUACAUUGUUGAUAGGCUAAAGGAGUUGAUUAAAUACAAGGCAUUUCAGGUGCCCCCUGCUGAGUUGGAAAAGUUACUUCAGUCUAAUCCUGAAAUUGCUGAUGCUGCUGUGAUUCCGUAUCCUGAUGAAGAGGCGGGGCAAAUACCUAUGGCCUAUGUGGUGAGGAAACCAGGAAGCAAUAUUACUGAGGCUCAAAUCAUGGAUUCCAUUGCAAAACAGGUUGCACCAUACAAGAAGAUAAGACGAGUGGACUUCAUCAGUGCCAUUCCAAAAUCUCCCGCAGGAAAGAUCCUAAGGCGGGAGCUGGUCAAUCAUGCUCUCUCUGGUGCUUCGUCUAAAUUAUGAUCCAUUUAUUGAAAACAAUAAUUGCAUGAAGGCCAAAUGUCUAGCAGGGAAAUACAGGUCAAAAUUCUAAUAAUCUAUCCAAAGCUAGGAUCAAUCAUCAUCAGCUAGUCAUAGAUCCAGGCUCGAUCUGAGGAGAUUUCUGGCGGAGUCUGCUGAUCUCUUCGUUGAAUAUCAUGUUGUCCGAACCCACCUCAGGCCCCAUGAGGUUUUCCAUGCUUGUAAAAUAACAAUUCCACCCCCAGGGUAUUUUUUUGCAGACACUAUGCUGUUAAUUCAGACAUCUGAUAAUAAUAUUGAUGUUCAUUGUUCAUGAA